Scomber japonicus (chub mackerel) is the source of this 1303-nucleotide messenger RNA. RefSeq names its product sulfiredoxin 1 homolog (S. cerevisiae) (gene srxn1). NCBI's taxonomy places the organism in Eukaryota, Metazoa, Chordata, Actinopteri, Scombriformes, Scombridae. Gene Ontology annotation, biological process: cellular response to oxidative stress. Gene Ontology annotation, cellular component: cytoplasm. Gene Ontology annotation, molecular function: sulfiredoxin activity. The record is from RefSeq and is a predicted model, not a curated record. The transcript is spliced from 2 exons. The coding region runs from base 18 to 452 and encodes 144 amino acids.
CCCAAGUUGGUUGAGAAAUGAGUCGGUUGUGUCACGGUAAUCUCUUCACGGUUUUCUCCCGUAGAAACGUGUCGAUAAUGUCUUCUCGGUGCGGCGCAGCCGACGGUAAAAGCAGCGACAUCAGGUCGGUUCACUCGGACAGCAUCGAGGAGGUUCAUAAUGUCCCGAUGCAGGUCAUAGUCAGACCGAUCCCUUCGGUCCUGGACGAGCAGAAAGUCCAGAGUCUGAUGGACACCAUAAAGGAGUCAGCAGACAUCAGUGUUGUUCCUCCCAUUGAUGUGCUCUGGAUCAAAGGUAGAGAGGGGGGAAAUUACUACUAUUCUUUUGGAGGCUGUCACAGGUUUGCUGCAUAUCAGAGGUUAAAUAUGCCAACUAUACCGGCUAAGAUCAUCAAAUCAAACGUUUCGGACCUCAGCACUUACUUGGGGGCUUCGACACCUGAUCUACGGUGACAGUAGGGUUUAAGAGGCUUGUUUCAUCCACAUGACUGCUGGACACUGUUUGUGUUUGUGUUUGGACUGAAGACUCUGUUCUGCCUCAGCUGCUGACUGCAGUGCUAAGGACUAACCAGCAGGGGGAAACGUAACUCUUCAAUUAAACACAUGACAUCAAGUUUAAUUUACAUGGUGUGUGUGUUUGUAAAUGUGUGUUCUUUAUAAAUUGCACAUUUUAACAAGUAAGUAUCUUUUAUUUAAAAGCUUUAUACUUUAUAAACAAUUUAUAAUCAUGCAUGAAAUGUAAUUUAAAUUAUCAGACAAUUGCAGUUAAUUUCUUAAACAUACCGUGGGCUCCAAAUAUCUGAGACCAACAGAUAUAUCUAUUUUUUAUUAUGUGUUUCCAAUGUAAUACUGUUUUGUUUUUUCAUUACAAACCAUAAUAUCAGCUUUUAAUAUCAAUUGAGUGAAGUUGAAUCUGUAUGAUAACAUAUACAUGAAUUUCAGAGUAUCUUAAUAUUUUACUUUUGCUUUAAUGACAACAUGUACACAAGCUAGCAUGGACUCAACACAAAUCUCAUGAGUCACAAUGUCCCAGCAUGAUCUGACAAUGUCCCAGAGCUUCUUGCAGUGUCACAGGAUGUUUGGCUUUUUCUGUCUUCUAGGGCCCUCAUAAAUGUUCAAUGGGGUUGAGGUCAGGUGACUGUGGAGGAAAUCCAUGAUUGUCAAGACUCCUUGGUCUUCUUUGGUUUUCAAGUAGUUCUUGCAAAACUUUUAGUUGUGUCCUGUUGUUGUUGUUUGUCCGGGUAUGUGUUACGUCUGCACACAGAUGAAGUUUCCAAAUGAUAAAUAAAGUAAUUUUGAAUUGA